AGUCCAAACUAAACUAAUCCCAAACUCAACUAUAAAAUGAGCUUUAGCUCCGCCAGUGCUUUUGCAAAUCGUCAACGUGUUCCAAAAAUUGGCUCCAAAGAAACACCAGAGACUCGCGAGGAUUCCAGUAAUGGCUACCAAAGUGUAUAUUGUGUACUAUUCCAUGUAUGGACAUGUAGAGAAGCUAGCAGAAGAAAUUAAAAAAGGAGCUGCAUCUGUGGAGGGAGUAGAAGCCACACUAUGGCAGGUCCCUGAGACACUACAAGAUGAGGUGCUUGGGAAAAUGAGUGCACCACCAAAGAGUGAUGCACCAAUCAUCACGCCAAAUGAACUUGCUGAUGCAGAUGGAUUUGUUUUUGGCUUUCCAACAAGAUUUGGUAUGAUGGCUGCUCAGUUUAAAGCAUUUCUGGAUGCAACUGGAGGUCUAUGGAGAACACAACAGCUUGCUGGAAAACCUGCUGGGAUCUUUUACAGCACUGGAUCUCAAGGUGGUGGACAAGAGACAACUGCAUUGACUGCCAUCACUCAGCUGGUUCACCAUGGGAUGAUAUUUGUACCCAUUGGCUACACAUUUGGAGCUGGCAUGUUUGAAAUGGAGAAUAUCAAAGGAGGAAGUCCAUAUGGUGCAGGAACUUUUGCCGGGGAUGGUUCAAGACAGCCAACUAAGCUUGAGCUCGAGCAAGCAUUCCACCAAGGGAAAUACAUUGCCACCAUCACAAAGAAGCUCAAGGGAGCUGCUGCUUAAGAUAUAUCAAGUGCAUAAAAGACACUCAAAUGGAAGGCCUUAAUCAAUUCUUUCUCCGUAAAUUUCAGUUUCCCAUUUCUACUUGCCAGCAAGGAUAGUAUAUUUCAGUUUCCCAUUUCUACUUGCCUGCAAGUAUAGUUCUUGCUUUAUCUGGUAUAUGCAUGUUGUGUGUUAUACUCAACACAGUUAUUAUUCAUAAUGAUAAAAGGCUUUGUUUGCUCA
Rosa rugosa (rugosa rose) is the source of this 967-nucleotide messenger RNA. Its product is annotated as probable NAD(P)H dehydrogenase (quinone) FQR1-like 1. Gene Ontology annotation, molecular function: FMN binding; NAD(P)H dehydrogenase (quinone) activity. Bases 131 to 745 code for a protein of 204 amino acids. The transcript is spliced from 4 exons. The record is from RefSeq and is a predicted model, not a curated record. Lineage: Eukaryota; Viridiplantae; Streptophyta; Magnoliopsida; Rosales; Rosaceae.